Molecule: messenger RNA, 854 nt
Organism: Perkinsus marinus ATCC 50983
Lineage: Eukaryota; Perkinsozoa; Perkinsida; Perkinsidae
Product: bromodomain-containing protein, putative
Exons: 2
Coding region: 33-854 (273 amino acids)
Biological process (GO): chromatin remodeling; positive regulation of transcription by RNA polymerase II
Cellular component (GO): histone acetyltransferase complex
Molecular function (GO): histone H3 acetyltransferase activity; protein binding
Source: RefSeq, a predicted model, not a curated record
CACACAACUCUUGGUGGACAACUCGACCGACGAUGGCGACAUCGAAGGUGUGUGGAAUGUCAGACGCCAGCACAGAGACUGGUGCGGAUUUCAACCCAAGCUUCGAUCGCCACUCGACCAGCGCUGGACAUUGCCUACUCUCUGACUUCGAGGUGGACUUCAUCUCUGGUUUGAUCUGUGACACCGGCUACUCUCUCGUGGAGGACAGCAUGACCACCACAGCUCCAAUUCGAAAGAAGACCCGUACCUCUUCGGCAUCCAAGGUCGACCUCAACCUCAUCAUACCUUCCUGUCAGAGGCGUUCAUGCACUACAACUAGUAAGUCCGAGGCUACCCCAAGCAGCUCUUCAGGGUCUCGUAGUACUAGUACGCCUGAGAAGACGUCUAGACGAGGUAGAAAGAAGACUGCUGCUGUUGGUGGUGGUGCUCCUCGUGCUUCGGGUAUGCCCGAGUUCGAGCGUAAUGAGUACCGGAGGUUGGUCCAGCACAUGGUACGCAUGAACAAGGAGUUGGCUGCGCCUUUCAUGAAGCCUGUCCCCAAAUGGGUUCCUGGUUACUACGAGGUGAUCACUAUUCCAGUCGAUAUAUCGAUGAUACUCAAUCGGCUCGACUCUUGGUUUUACGCAUCCCGUGCUGAUUUCGAAGCCGACAUGAGGCAGAUGUUCGUCAACGCCUACACCUUCAAUCAGCCCGGGUCUCUUGAGUACGAGUACGCCCUCGAGCUCCACUCUAUCUUCAACACAAUGAUGUCGACUGCUCUUGACAAGGUAUUGCAGCACCUGGCGGAAGAGCACGAGAAGGAAGUCCGAUCCACCACGAGUAGUGGUCGGAAACGUAAGCGACGAUCGACGUGA